AUGUGGUCUUUAGGAACGGCGGGUCUGGGUGCUCAGUCGGUCACUCAACUUGCCAAGCAUUCUCCAGCGCGGAUUUAUAUCAGCGGUCGGAACGCGACAAGCGCAAAGACAAUUAUCAAUGAAAUUGCCGAGUCUGGGUCGAAUGCACCUGUCUCGUUUGUCGAAUGCGACCUCGCCUCUCUAGAUUCCGUUAAAAAGGCCGCGGAAGACAUACUGGCAAAGGAAUCACGACUCGAUGUGCUCAUGUGUAACGCAGGUAUCAUGGCCCUCCCGCCAGACCUAACAAAAGACGGCUACGAGGUGCAGUUUGGCAGCAACCAUCUAGGCCACGCACUAUUGAUCCAAAAGCUGUUACCACUACUGCAACAUACCGCCGAAACAGGUGCGGAUGUACGUGUCAUUAUCCUCACAUCUAUAGGUUAUCAGCUGCAUCCUUCUGGUGGGAUCGUUUUCGAUGACUUGAAAACUACGCAGGAUUACGGCGUCUUCGGAUCCUGGAGACGGUACGGCCAGAGCAAGCUCGCUAAUAUUCUGUAUGCUCGUGAAUUAGCUCGUCGGUAUCCGGACAUUACCACCGUCUCUGUUCACCCUGGGGUGGUCACUACCGGGCUGGUUGAGAACUUGGGAUGGGCACAUCGCCGGUUUAUCUAUGCCACCACCUUUAAUCAGAUGGUGACACUGGAGGAGGGUGCGUAUAACCAGUUGUUGGCCGCUACAACGUCCAAAGGUCGUUUGGAAACCGGUCAGUUUUAUAUGCCGGUGGGUGUUGCGUCGAAUGGUAAGCUCACCAAGACCGGGCAUGAUGAUGUAUUGGCUAGUCGACUUUGGGGGUGGACAGAUGAGGCGUUGGAAGAAUACUAUAAUUAA
This is a messenger RNA of Aspergillus nomiae NRRL 13137, 867 nucleotides long. RefSeq names its product oxidoreductase, short-chain dehydrogenase/reductase family. Lineage: Eukaryota; Fungi; Ascomycota; Eurotiomycetes; Eurotiales; Aspergillaceae. Bases 1 to 867 code for a protein of 288 amino acids. The transcript has 2 exons. The record is from RefSeq and is a predicted model, not a curated record.